UUGUUACAGUGAAAUAGGUCAUAUGUUUGAAAUUUUCAAAAUUUUCGCCUUACAAUCGUCCAAAUCGGGACAAUUACUUCAGAUUGACGUAUUCUUUCGCGUACGCCGGGAUUUUAAGGAUUGGAUACAAAUGACACAGAAUUUUUAUUGAGCAUGCAUUCAACAUGUAUGUCAGAAACGCGACAAACAAUGGUACAGUGUAAUUUGUAUCCAAUCAAUUGUCGAUCAUCUAUGGGAUGAUGCAUGAAUCCGGCAAGACAGAUCCACCUGCUCUCCCUUACAGAGAAAUAUACGAUAUUUCUAAUUUUUAAUCGUUUGUUUGAAUAAAUGAGCUCCUUGAACAUUUAUGAAAAUCAUGUGGGCUCAGACGACAAUACAAUCACCGAGGUCGGACAAAAUUGAAGAUAUUAGUAAUUUUACACAACACACACAUAAGCCGGCGAAUUAAACGAACUGGCAUCGGAAAUGAAGAGUGUCCCCUUUAUUCCCAAGAACGAUUUCUUGCGAGAAAAUGCCCGGCAAUGAUGUAACGAAAGGAAUAAUCGAAAGUUUAGCACUAGCCGUGAAGGGAGAGAGCGAAAAGGCGCGGACCACAGAGGAGAGGGAGCAGACUAAAGAUACAGACGAUUUAAAUAUACAGAGUAAACCCUCUAUUAAGGAGGUCGUCGAACAGGACUCCUUGAACGAUUUAUCUGAAGAGGUUUUUACUGAAUUCAAACAACCGUUUGGGUACGAAGAGCUGCCGGAAUGGUUACGGAGCAACGAGUACGUCCGACACGGCUACAGGCACCAGAUCAAAUCGGUCGUCGCCUGCUUCAAGACCAUAUUCAGCAGGCACAACGAGACCGGCAAUAUUUGGACUCACUUGAUCGGCACCUUGAUGUUUUCUGUGUACCUAGUCGGCUUCGCCUAUCAGUAUUUGGGGAUCAUCCCGUUCCUCGACUAUCUGGCCAUAAUGUUCUUCUUCGUCGGCGCGAUUCUGUGCUUUUUCCUAUCAACACUGUACCACACACUGAUGUGCCAUUCUGAAGCGUUGGUGAACGCGUUUGCAAGAUUGGAUUAUAUCGGGAUAAACAUACUGAUCACUUGCUCCCAUAUCCCGUGGAUCUACUACUCCUUCUACUGCCGCAAACGCAUCAGGAACACGUAUGUGGCGACACUUCUCCUCUCGAGCGUGCUCAUCGCCCUUUGCUCCCUGUACGACAGAUUCGGCGAGGCGGAUUCUCGGGGUUUCAGAUCAGGUAUUUUCGGUUGUUUCGCCGUCUUUUCAAUAAUCCCGGCGAUCCAUUUAGUCUACCUCGAUGGCCUCCAGCUUGCCUACAACCAGGCAGCACUGGGAUGGCUCAUGCUAAUGUUCAGCGUCUAUUUUGUCGGUGCUACAUUGUAUACGUCUAGGUUUCCUGAGCGUUAUCGACCUGGCUACUUCGACAUAUUCUUUCAGAGUCAUCAACUGAUGCAUGUGUGUACAGUUCUCGGAAGCUAUCUGCAUAUGCACGUCAUCCACAAGCUGAUGUCGUACAGGAUGGAGACUGGGCCUUGCAUUGUCGAUUAAAAAAUUGGGCACAUUAUAUAUUUUUUUUACAUAUACAAAACACUCCCAACAAUAAAACAGUUGAAAAAAAUUGUUGAUUUA
Molecule: messenger RNA, 1633 nt
Organism: Cimex lectularius (bed bug)
Lineage: Eukaryota; Metazoa; Arthropoda; Insecta; Hemiptera; Cimicidae
Product: progestin and adipoQ receptor-like protein 1
Exons: 7
Coding region: 512-1552 (346 amino acids)
Biological process (GO): adiponectin-activated signaling pathway
Cellular component (GO): plasma membrane
Molecular function (GO): signaling receptor activity
Source: RefSeq, a predicted model, not a curated record